This is a messenger RNA of Nothobranchius furzeri (turquoise killifish), 1315 nucleotides long. RefSeq names its product autophagy-related protein 16-1. Lineage: Eukaryota; Metazoa; Chordata; Actinopteri; Cyprinodontiformes; Nothobranchiidae. The record is from RefSeq and is a predicted model, not a curated record.
UGAGUUUUAUCUGGGUGUGUUCUCCAUUGAGAGGUGAUUCGAUUUUAAAAGAUUUGUAGAUUUGGUCAACUCCGCAGAGGAAUGUCAAGCAGCUGCGUUAAAAUGGGGCGGAGCCGUUAACGUUGCUGACAGACCCAAAUUCUUGUGCUGAUUACUUGUCAGCUGCUACUUCGUGACCUUAUUUGAAAAGCUUGUAAAGGAAACAAUCAGAAUAUUAACAGAGAAUUAUGGGAAGCUGGAAGAAUCACGUUCGCGCUCGACUUGAGCAGAGAGAUUUCAAAGAAAAACAUCCAUUUAUUGGAGUCUUCUCAAGCUUGUCUCAGCUGGAGGAACGUUUGGAAAUUCGAGAACAGAUUUUGGAGGAUAUGCAUGAUAAGAGCGUGGAUGGAGGUGAAGGGGUAACAGGAAAAGACACCCAGCUCAUUCAACUGCAGCUUAAGGAAAGUGAACACUUGGUCCACAAGUUGUCUCAAACUGUCUCUGAUCUGACCUCUGUCCUGUAUUUGAAAGAAGCUGAGCUACAAUACUGGCAGUCAUGUGUGUCACAACAUCGCCAAGAGGCUCUUACUCUGGCCAAAAGGAACAGCAAUUUAAACAAAACUCUUGUAGAUUUAGAGUUCACUGUAGAUCUUCAGUUCAAAGAGUUAGCGGCCCUGCGAUUGGAGAAAAAUAAAAUGAAGGAGGCGCUGGAUCAGGCUCAUGUAGACCAAGAACAGACGCUGCAUCGGUGGAUUGAGGAGAAGAAGAAGGAGGCAGACAGGCUGAAUAAAUAUAAUGACAAACAGGAAAGGUGGCAACAUGUGGCCAAACAGCUGAGGAAGCAGCUCCAAGGGCAGAGGGGGAAGAAAUCUGGUGCAAAUGGAACAUCUUCAUCAGCCAUUCAGAAGAUUUUUAUCUCAAAGGACACUCAGACAGCUGCCUGUCAGAUGCAGAAGUUCUCCGUCCCCUCACAAACCUCUGGAUCAGAUGCAUGUAGAUAGAUGACUUACUCUUUGCUACUUUUUGAACUUUUUUAUUUACAUUCACAUAAACUUUUAAAACAACCAGUGGUCUUAAAAGUUGCAAUGAAAAUGAAUGGUUUUGAGAAGAAAAGACUGUCCUGGCUGGUAACCUUUAGAGGAAAACUAAAAUCUUUAUUUUUUUCAGUUUUGUUCUUAAUGAAAUGUGUAUAGAUUGUCAUUCUUUUUGGUUUUAAUUUAUAAAAGGAUAUUUGUUUUAUAAAAAUGUUUAAAAUUGUAGCUUUGUACUUCUAAUCAAUAGUUAACAUGUUUGACUUGUAAAUAAAUUAAUAAACAUGAUAAUUCUCCUUUUAUAA